UAUCUCCCUAUGAUCCGCCUACGAUCGAUCCGAAGUAUCUCACGCAUCCACAUGAUAUUCGAACUCUCGUUGAAGGUAUGAAAUUCUGCAUUUCGCUAUCUCAAACGCCAGCGUUCAAGGCAUUUGAUACAAAAUUGUGGGCAGAACCGAUUCCCGGCUGCGAGCACUAUAGCUCUUGGUCGGACGAAUAUCUUGCAUGCAUGGCUCGCACAAUAACUAGUACAAUUUAUCAUCCUGUGGGAACCUGCAAAAUGGGUCCUGCUUGGGACUCUAAUGCUGUCGUUGAUCCCGAGCUCAGGGUGCAAGGAGUGACGGGUCUCCGAGUGGCCGACGCCUCUAUAAUGCCUGAUAUUGUAUCGGGAAACACGAAUGCACCAGCCAUUAUGAUUGGUGAAAAAGCUGCCGAUCUCGUCAAGCGGACGUGGGGUACCGGGCCUUUACAUAAGAGUAGACAAUGGGGCAGGUGAUGUUUAAUUUUAAAAUACCCAACAGCUUCUUCUGAGUUGUUCUUUUACUGACGAUCGUUGCUGCUUUGGAAGUAUCUAACGUAGUGCAACUAGCCAUGUAAUUUAAUAGGUAGCGGUAUAUUAUAGAGCUAUUUAUAAAGACUCAAACUACAAAUUCCAAGCAAAAAAGGCAUUUUUUUAAUCACAACUGCAAAGAAGUCCCAAAUCCACUGAUGAUGCCUGCAAGGAACAGAUUUUCUUACAGUAUAUUGAAUCGGCAUUAUGAAAUGGAACGAGCUCACAUUACUGCGGUAAAAUAUAAUAAUUACAUAGGCGUUGGUAUUUUCCAUUACGUCACCAUCGUUCGCCUUAGCUUCUACAAGAAUAAGUGGUUUAAAUAGUUGUCGAUUUUCAACUUUUCAUAAUGUUGUAAAUAAGCAUCACUUGCAAAAGAUAUUUUGCCAGCAAGCAGUAACAGUAGAUUCAUAGUUUCUAUUUAAACACUUGUUUACUUAACUAUUGUUGAAGAAGUUCUCUUUGUAAACUGCACCUCUUCAACAAAAAUUAAUAAUUUUUUUUACAACAAAAAGCAAAAAAGUGGCAAUAUCUACAACGCUUAUUUUAAAGAUAAUUUUUUGGUUUCUCAAGGUCAAUCUGUUCUUAAAAUUUGGGAAAAUUGAUGCAUGUGUCGGCAAGACCUAAUUCUCCGAAUUUUACGUCUGUACGUACAAUUAAGCAUUGCCACAUCUAUGCUAAGUAUACUUAACUUACAACUUUGAUCCCAACGAUCUAGUUAGGAAGGAUUUAAUAUUGAAAAGGGCCGAAAAACGGAUCGUUUUGCAGCUUAUAGUCGAAAAUAAAAGAGGUUAGAUGGAGUUCUCUUCGGUUAGAAUCAAACCUAUGCGCCGAGUUACCUGCCAGUACUAGAUUUGAGCCUAGUAUACUGAUGAUAAUUGCAGUUGAUGAGUUUUCUGCAAAUAAGUGGUCAAACGAAAAAGAAAUAUUAUUUCAGUAUUUUCAACAGUAUGAAAUAAGAAAGAAAUUAAUUUUUCUUCAUAUCUAUCACAUUUAACGAAACUUCUGAACAGAAUAGCCCAUUAAUGAAAAUCAAGUGUCGCAAGUGUCAAGUUUAUCAAGUGUCGCAAAUUAGGCACUGGCUCCAACUCCUAGAUUCUCUUGCGUUAGAUCUGUGAAAUUAUGCUUGCUUCAAUGCAGUAGAAAGGUUAGUUGAUUAAUUAAAUCUGCAAACGUUAGUUAACUGGAAACAGUUAUAUAUUAUGGAAACAUUCAUAGCAAUACAUAUCGCAAAUAUAAACCUUUGAGGAACUUUCCAGUUGCUGGCUAAGGUGUGCGUGUAAAUAUGAUGGAGUAAUUAUCGGAGUUCAGACACGCCAACUUAAAUAUUUUAAGCAGUGGUAAGCCUAAUAUAUCGCCGUAAACAACAAUAUAAGCACUAGCUAAUAGUAUAUGGAAUAUGUUUGUAUUCGUUCGAGUGCCAUGUUGAAUCGAAAAAAUAUCAUCGUUAUUUUCAUACGUCUACUUUGAAUGUUUCAAUUACAAAUCUGCACUCAUUUGAUAUAACAAAGUAUCUACUCAGGUGGCAUCAUAGAUUUAUCUACUGAUCUUUUUUAGUAAUAUUAACAAAAUCGUAUAUAAUUUAUGUGGUGAAUCUGGUAGUCGCAUAGCUCUAGACAAAUGUAAAUACAUGCUAGAAAUGAAAAAACGAAGGCACUACAAUGAAGGCGCCUCGCAUGUUCCUUAAUAAUUGGUAGCGCUCGAAGGUACAAUUUAGAAGAAAUUUAGAAGGAAUCGAUAACAUGUGACUCCUGGAUUAAAAUAGAUGUUAUUCAUGUUUAUCAUACCUCUCAUACAUAGGACUCAGCACUACACGAUUUCUAAUAAUCUUAAACUGUGAUUCUAUGAAUCCGCUGAUCUACGAUAAUUUCGCUCUAGUUUUCAUAGACUGAAUUUUGCCUAAAACAAUAACUGCUGACCUUAGAUUAUCAUUAUAUAUUAUCCUUUUCACGCUGUAGUUGCACCAUUAUGUGUGCCACCAUUAUUAUGUGUACACGUUGAUUUUAUCGCUGGAGACAACAUAAUUAAAUUAAAUAGAUAAUUUUGAGUAGAGGCAACAAACAGUUCUAAGAAUACUGUAUCAACUUUUGACUUGUAGUAUACUAAAUCUCUAAAAAUAUUAAUGCUGUGGAUUUAAUGUGUAUUUAGAUGUGUUAGAACACAUCUAAGACCCCUUUUAGCUUGAUGGACACUUAAUAAUUGGGGUUAAGCAUUGUGAAAGGAAUGCUUGCCAAGGUUUAAAAUAGAAUAAUUAAAUUGGAUCCGAAUUCUGUUUAUAGUAGUUAAUCUUAACUCGUAAAAGUAAUUUUGCUAUUUUAGUUCAUUUGAGCCUCAACCACUAUUAUUACCACUGUAGCAUUGACUUGCAAUGAACAAGCAAAUUAUUAUAAUCUUUCUCGGCGUUAAACCGAACGAUUAGAUCAUUGGAUUAGAUAAUUGUAUGAAGUAGACCAUGCAAAAAAUUAAUCGUUUUCAAUUAAACAGGUUUUAAAAUUGAUACUUGUUAUUUAGCAAUGUUACCAUCGUUAUCAAUCGUGAAAACGGCAUACUUGAAAACAUACUUGGGAGUGCGAAAUGCAUCUGUGUAUAUAUAUGACGAAUUUAGAAAAAAUGUGAAAUUUCGUACGGAUAUAUACGGACAGUCUUAACAAGAUUUUACACUGAUUAAGCAAUUCUAGUUCAUUGUUAUUCUAUGGCAGUAGACUGAUUAAGUAUGUAACAUAUUUUUAUUAAAACUAUGCUCCAAAAUUAUAGUAAUAUUAAUGUUAUAGUGAAUUAACAAUGA
Messenger RNA from Varroa destructor (honeybee mite), 3306 nucleotides. RefSeq names its product glucose dehydrogenase [FAD, quinone]-like. Gene Ontology annotation, molecular function: flavin adenine dinucleotide binding; oxidoreductase activity, acting on CH-OH group of donors. Lineage: Eukaryota; Metazoa; Arthropoda; Arachnida; Mesostigmata; Varroidae. The record is from RefSeq and is a predicted model, not a curated record.